Messenger RNA from Oncorhynchus gorbuscha (pink salmon), 2317 nucleotides. RefSeq names its product complexin-1-like. Lineage: Eukaryota; Metazoa; Chordata; Actinopteri; Salmoniformes; Salmonidae. Gene Ontology annotation, biological process: regulation of neurotransmitter secretion; neurotransmitter transport; synaptic vesicle exocytosis. The coding region runs from base 275 to 682 and encodes 135 amino acids. Gene Ontology annotation, cellular component: terminal bouton; SNARE complex. The record is from RefSeq and is a predicted model, not a curated record. The transcript is spliced from 4 exons. Gene Ontology annotation, molecular function: syntaxin binding.
GGCAGCUGCAGUUCCCCUCGUAAACACACUCAUAUAGCCAGUGUGCAAGAAGGAGCAAGGACAUACCUUUUUGCCAGGAAACAGGAGAUGUUAGGCGUUUGCACUUAAUAUCAUCGUUUGCCAUUGCAAAAAAAACUUCAUUUUUGAGAGUCUUAUUGUCGUUUUUGAUAGAUUCCAAUCGCCGGACAGAUCUGCCAAUAAAGGACUAUUUCUCCUGCUGGACCUGAAUGUAAGAUCGCGAGGAUAAAGAAGUCAGGAAUCAAAAGCCAUCAUCAUGGAUUUUGUUAUGAAGCAAGCGUUGGGAGGAGCUACCAAAGACAUGGGGAAAAUGCUGGGUGGGGAAGAGGCUGAGAAGGAUCCUGAUGCGGAGAAAAAGGAGGAGGAACGACAAGAGGCACUUCGGCAACAGGAGGAGGAGAGGAAGGCAAAAUAUGCAAAAAUGGAAUCGGAGAGAGAAAACGUCCGACAGGGCAUCAGGGAUAAGUACGGCAUCAAGAAGAAGGAGGAGAAGGAAGCCGAGGCCCAGGCUGCUUUGGAUCAGGCAGCAGAAGGGAGUCUCACCCGCCCAAAGAAGGCUGUCCCACCCGGCUGCGGAGACGAGGAGGAGGAGGAGGAAAGUAUCAUGGACACCGUCAUGAAAUUCCUUCCUGGUCCACUUAUGGAUAUGUUCAAUAAAAAGUAACAGUGUUGGCGAUAUUAGAUUGUUAACCUUCCAACACACAUAACCAAGACCACCACCCUAACCAACCCUUCUCCUUCACCCAUACAUCCUUGUUCUAAGAGCCCUGGUUGAAUCAAGAUGCCAUAAUAUUUGUCCUUAACUUAAAUGAUCUGUGUUACAUUGUCUUAUGUGGAAGGAAGACCACUGAUUGGUGAUACUAUGAGACCUAUGUAGCAUCUGCAUAGAUCCAAAACAUUAACUUAAAGACAAAUUUGAUGUCAGGUUUUCAAGGUGUCCAGGCCUUAGAAUGUGAUCUGAGAUCAACCACAAUCCACCCUUUUUGUUUGUAGCCUCUGGUUUAAAAUAAAUAUAUGUGGUUAUCAGAAAAUAUAUUAAAAAGUCUAAGCCAUAAUUUAAACUUUUGAGAAAUUCUCCAAAUCAUAUCAAAUUUGAUUGAAUUUAGCUGUUUAUUGCUUCUCCAUUGAGACUUCAUCCAUAUACGGUUCUACGUCCCAAAACAUUCAUAGGUUCUAAUGUAAAAUAAAUUAUAAUAAUGGUAAUAGUAAAAAUGUGGUGAACCAGAAAGAAUUCUACAAGAAAUGUUUUUCAAGUAUGCAGUUAAUAUAUUUUUUUGGAGGACAGUACAUGUGCAAAUUCCAUUUAAUUUGUUAUGAUUAAGUGAAAUACAUUAAUACUGAGGCAAUAACGCUGGUUUUCAAUUUUGUUUCAAUGACACCACUACUACUAUGUACAGUAGGCUAGACAUAAACAUCCUAACUGUUCUUCCAAGGGAUGUCCACGAUAAAAAUGAAAAUGCUCAACAAUGAACCAAACAACAUUGGCAACAUUCCUGAUGUACCUGUGCUUAGUACAAACCAAUAGAGUUGUAUGUCUUGUUGCUAACUUUAUCUGCUUCGCUCCUAUAAAGUAGUACUUGUGGGAAUCAAAUCCGGGCAAUUGGACGCAGAUGCUUACUCUUCUUAUUUCCAUGUCUGUAAAUAUAGAUUUAACGAGAUGUACUCAUCAUUUUCUCAAGCACAACUAUGUUGUGAACACACUUUAUGUGAACAGACAGUGACAAUGGUGCAAUAUACAGUAUUGUUCAAGGUUUUCCUGUUAACGAAAUGGAGUGCAGUCCUGAAUCAGCAAAAACAGACACUUCAUUGUUAUGUGUUGAGCUUAAUACGUUUUGUGUGUCAGUGUACAGACACAGCGCUGUCUGACUAGUAACGGCAAAGCAUACGAACUCCGUCUGAAAUGUGAUGUGGGGAAAGAGGUGGAGGUUUGGCUUAACGUAAGGGGUUUGUUCGGACAGCAUUUGAACCGGUGAGGGUCCUUGUCUCUCAGUGGGAUUUGGUUUGUGGUUCUAACAUACCGGUAAAUUGUGAGAAUGCAGGACAAGACAGGUAAUUAGUAAUAGCUUAAGACGCAUGUAUACACCAUAGGAAAGAGUUGUCCUCCGCUGAGUUUGUAUACAUGUCAAUGUUAUCCAUUUUGAUCCCAGAGAUCAACAUGUACAUUUCCCCAGAAGUUGCUGUGCUUUAGUUCUACCACAGAAUUAUUUAUUGAAAGUUAUUGAAAGUAAUUUCAUAAUUUUCAAUCUAUUUCUUAAUUUCUUAAUUUCAAAUGAAUUAAGCUGGACCGUCUGCUUCAAAC